Sardina pilchardus (European sardine) is the source of this 6259-nucleotide messenger RNA. It is a transcript of the gene dgcr2, whose product is annotated as DiGeorge syndrome critical region gene 2. NCBI's taxonomy places the organism in Eukaryota, Metazoa, Chordata, Actinopteri, Clupeiformes, Clupeidae. Gene Ontology annotation, molecular function: protein binding. The record is from RefSeq and is a predicted model, not a curated record. The coding region runs from base 258 to 1895 and encodes 545 amino acids. The transcript is spliced from 11 exons. Gene Ontology annotation, cellular component: membrane.
UUGUUUUAUUUCUGUUCUGGGUAUGUUGGUCAUGUUGGUAGUCUCAAAGGAGGUUCGCGGGGAUCAAAUUAUGUAGUAUAUCGUGUAUCCUGUAUGUGUUUACAGUAGUAGUUACACUAUGGGCCACGUUUUUUGUCGAUUAGAAAUUAAUGAAUAGCUAGAUCGGAUUUGGUUGCACGUUCUUGGCGGGGGUUUGCUAGUUCAUAUUCUCGGUUAUUUUCUUUCUGUGUGGGUGAAUUACUAUGAAUGGAGGAUAAAUGUUGCCGAAGGCUGACAGCAGCAGUUUCGUCCUUGUCUUGUCUCUCCUGUUUGUUCUGACUCUGACGGAUCCACCACGGACAGGCCCUCGACUAGCGUUGGCCAGGCUACUGUCAGAGCAGCGCUGUGGCCCGGGCCAGUUUGCGUGUCGCAGUGGGAAGGUGCAGUGUAUCCCGCUGGCCUGGCAGUGUGAUGGCUGGAAUGCCUGUGAUGACAAGAGCGAUGAGAUGGACUGCCCUCACAUAAAGGAGGAGCGGUAUCGCUACGGCAACGGCUACGACCAGGUGGAAGAUGUGAUGGGUGUGGCCCAGCCCGUGCGCUUCAACAAGAAGUGUCCGACGGGCUGGCACCACUACGAGAGGACGGCCAGCUGCUACAAGGUGUACCUGCGCAGCGAGAACUACUGGCAGGCCGUGGACACCUGUCAGAAGGUCAACGGCUCGCUGGCCACCUUCGUCACCAACGAGGAGCUGCAGUUCAUCCUGAAGAUCGAGGAGGACUUCGACGAGAAGGUCUGCGAGCGGAAGGACCAGUGCAAGUUCUGGGUGGGCUACCAGUAUGUGGUCACGUAUCAGAACCACUCGUUUGAGGGACGCUGGGAGGUGGCCUACAAAGGGCCGAUGGAGGUGAUCCUGCCGCCGGAGGGUCUGACGAGCCUGCUGCGUGAGGCGGCGCCGCCCCAGGACAACGUCUUCUGCGGCCAGCUGCAGCGCUUCCAGAUGCGCAGCAUGAACGAGCACGGCCUGCACAGCUGGCACGCCGAGAACUGCUACAAGAAGUUCCCCUUCCUCUGCAAGAGGAGACAGACGUGCGUGGACAUCAAGGACCAGGUGGUGAACGAGGGCUACUACUUCACGCCCAAGGGGGACGACCCGUGCCUCAGCUGCACCUGCCACGACGGCGAGCCCGAGAUGUGUGUGGCCGCGCUGUGUGAGCGCCCGCAGGGAUGCCAGCACUUCCGCAAGGACCCCAAGGAGUGCUGCAAGUUCACCUGCCUGGACCCAGAUGGCAGUAGUCUGUUUGACUCCAUGGCCAGUGGCAUGCGUCUGAUCGUCAGCUGCAUCUCCUCCUUCCUCAUCCUCUCUCUGCUCCUCUUCAUGGUCCACCGGCUCCGACAGAGGCGCCGCGAACGCAUCGAGACCCUCAUCGGGGGCAACCUCCAUCACUUCAACCUGGGUCGGCGAGUGCCGGGUUUCGACUACGGGCCGGAUGCGUUCGGGACGGGCCUGACUCCUCUCCACCUAUCAGACGACGGGGAGGGCGGGGCCUUCCACUUCCAGGAGCCGCCUCCUCCCUACGCCGCCUAUAAGUACCCCGACAUCCAGCACCCCGACGACCCCCCGCCCCCCUACGAGGCCUCCAUCAACCCCGACAGCCUCCUCUACGUGGACCUGGCGAGGAACGGUAUGCCGGUGAGCAUGGGUCAUAUGAGCAUGGUGGAUGCGGUCGGUGCAGGUGAGGGUUCGCUACCUCCCCCCCUCCCUCCUCCCCCCGCUCCUCAGGAGCGCGAAGACUCUAUCGACAGCAGCACCUUCCUGGUGGCCCCCGACACCCCCACCGACAGCAGGGGCCCCGCGGGGGGGGCCCAGGACUCCACAGACUGCAGCAGCGCCCCCUCUCUCAGCACAGUGGUAUAGACCUGCAGCGGGACAGAGAGAGAGAGAGAGAGAGAUGAACAGACCAAGAGAGAGAGAGAGAGAGAGAGAGGAGGGAGAGAGAGAAUGGGGAUGGAGGAGGAGGAGGAGGAGGAGGAGGUGGUGGUGAAGAUACUUUGGUGACAUGAGAUCAAAAGGAAGAUGAGAAGCUCGGCGCUCUUUUCAUCCAAGAGAGGAGAGAAGGCGGCAUUGUUGUGGGAAGAUGAGCAAAGAGACUAAAGAUCGUGGAGACACUAAAGAGAAAGAAACGAGACCCGACGGAGCAGCAGAGAAGACGCUCUUCACUCUGUGUAGCGCGCGCGCGUGUGUGUGUGUGUGUGUGUGUGUGCGUGCGUAUGUGUGUGUACGCGGCGUGGACGGGCGCGUUUCUGUACAGAAGUGGGAUCCCGUGAGAUUUCACCGAGAUCACGAGGACACUACCGAGGCUGACCGCUGGGUUUUGCUUUGUGGUGAUCUUGUUUUGUUUUGUUUUGUUUUCGAAAGCAGACGCAGCAGCUCGAACGUCUCGUUCGGUCGCGUUCGGUCCCCUCAGCGUCCUCCUGCGCGAGCGCUCCUGUAAAUACAGACCCCCCCCCCCCCCCCCCCCGAACCCCCCCGGCCUCUCGCAGGCCUUCUGCGGCUCAACCCUGUUUUGGUUUUUCAAUGUUUUUUGUUGUUGUCGUUGUUGUUGUUGUUGUUGUUGUUUUUGUUUUGUUUUUCCGAUAUCUCCUCCCCGUCCCAUAAUCCUACACCUGUUGCCCACGGAGACCGGAUGGGCACACUCGCAUCACGAGGACAUGCAGGUAGUCACGGCAACGUAGGCCACAGAACCAGAUGGACGGACGGACGGACUGUUGCUGCGGCAGACGUGACCUUUUGACCUACGACCUUUUGAGUGGUGCUGAGGUCAGCAGGCCGCGGUGGGGAUGGCGGGUACUUGGGGUCACGGAGGGUCGCGUGUGCCGCAGCACGGGAGGUGCCCAUUGGCCGACCGCAACGGUACGGACGACACCAGACAGACCGCCCUCCGCUGCCGGUGUCCCCGAGACUUCCUGUCCGGGUCGUCUCUCUUUCCUGUUUUUGUUUCUGUUGUCUCUUGUUUCUUCCAGACUCUCUUGUGGUACUAUAAGCACACUCUAUGGUGAGUGAGUAUGUGGGCGUGUGCGCGCGUGUGUGUGUGAAUGUGAGUGUGUGUGUAUCUGCUGAUGAUGGUGAUGAUCAUGAUCAUGUCUCUUGGAACUCUGCCUCAGGACACACACACACACACGCACACACACUUAUACUCACUACAGUAAUAAAACUCAGUACAGUGGAGACUCCAUUGAUCCAGCCAAUAGGAUCUGUGCAGUGCGAAGCGGCUUGUGUGAUUGGCUGGCCCUGACGAGCUGUAUUGGGUGUGUGGUAACAGCAGCAUCAUCGGGUGGAAGUGUUGCCAUCAGCUCACACUGUUAACCAUGUAGGAAGGUGUGUGAGUGAGCGAGCCUGUGUGUUGGUGUGCGUUUGGUUGCCAUCGCUUAUGUUGUUGUUGUUGUUUACUUUUGUUGUUUUGUUUUCAACUGUACUUCAUCAAACGUAUGACAUGCAGACAAUGACCUCUUCACUAGUCUUCUGCUUUUGACUGUUUGUAUGUGACACAGCAUGUGUAGCCAACAUGAGAAGGCUAUUGACUCUAUUUUUUUCCCCUCAGUAUUUUGCACAUGACUCUUUCUGCUAUGCUGUUGAUUUGUUUUGACUCAUUAGCCCUGUAGGCGAACAUUAAAGACUCCAUGGGAAAGGAUAGGUUCAGAGGUCAAAGUUCAGAGGUCAAAGUUCGGAGGUCAGGGCCUCUUUAACACCAUAGGUUCAGGACUUUUGUGAUAGUCUGAUGAUACGUCUGCAUGUUUGUUCAUUUAAACUGGUUGACUGAUGGAAUCCCAUCCGUCGGUAGGUCCAUCUGAGUUGUUUGCCCCAAAUGCUAGAGAGCAGUAGCCUGGCUAACGCCUCCCACUUCUCAAAUGAGACGUGGUCUGGCAACCAGACGUUCAUUUUCUCGUAUUUGAAAAAAUGCCCAGAUCCGUUCAUUGGGCGCCACGGAUGUCAAUCAAAUGCGUCUCUGCAUAGCUCUUCAUGGUCUUGCUUUCUCACCUGUUCUGUGAUUGGCCACCAACAUCAGGCGAAAAUGGGGGCGUUAGUUUCCAGACUGCCUUAGCAGCGUGAAAGAAUUCACCGCGCAAGGCAGUAUGGGAAACCCAGGCUAAGAGAGCAGUAGAGUAGAGAUGCCCAAAGUUUCGUGAGGCAGGCCGUGUAAUUAACGUUACGCUAGCGUUACACCAAUGUUAGACUAACGUUACACGGCCCUAGAAUUGGACAUGACAAUCAUUUCAGGUUCAUAGAACAGACGACUGGCCUUCCAUCAGUAAGGUAGGGGGGAAGACUCUUAGUUUGGUUGGGGUGUUUUUAUUUAUUUAUUUGAGUUAACUGUAGAGUGUCAUGCUGGGGGAGCUGACAGGUGAGCUGAGCAUCUACACAGGCAGAGAGAGAGAGAGAGAGUGUGUCUUCUGGUGUCGAGCUAAUGACUGCAGACGCACACACAGAUCUAAGGAGGUAGCACAUACAUGAACGCUGGGCGAUGGUUUUCCAUUGAACCACCAUUAAACAAUUUGGAAUGUUUAUACAAGUAUGUUGAGAUGUUACAGUUCAAAGAAAACAUGUUUGCCUUGAACGCCUGCCUCUGAUCUAAAGAUUUGAAGUGAGUGUGUGUGUGUGUGUGUGUUGGAUGGUGAGACGAGGCUAAUGCAGUGUCUGCAGACACACAAGCUUUGUAGGAUAUUUAGCGUAACUGGAGCGCCAGCGCUGCCCUGUUGUCUUUGAUGAACUGUCCGCAACGCUCUCACGGCAUCGACGUCACACAGUAUAGGAAAUGUCUGACUCUUCAGUUUCUUUCCUUUUAUUUGCGUCGCCACAGACAAUCCUCUGUGGUGCACCAGUGAACUCUAAUGUUAAAAAAGAGAGAUUUCUGUGUGUAUGUAAAGAGGUAGGAAUUCAAGGCAAAUGUGUUAAUGAUUUGAGUGUGUGAACAUGUGUUUGUUUUUAUUUGUUUUGUUUUUUUUUGUUGUUGUUGAUGAUUUUUGUUUUUGUUUUUUGUUUUUGCUUUUUCUUUCCCUUCCCCCUGGUUUGGACCUGAGGUGCAUGUUGUAGUGUUUUUGGGCAUGCUCAGAUCGUCUCUGUUUGUUUGUUUGUUUGUUGGUUGGUUGGUUGGUUGGUUUGUUUUUAUUGUUUUUUUGUUUUUUUUUAUAACCCACUCCCUGCUGAAGCUCACGUCUUUCUGGGCUUCCCGCCCUCAGGCUCCUGGAGACCCACCCCCCCGCCAACAACCAGUGUUGCCAGAUUGGGCGGGUGCCCAAAAAUUGGGCUUCUUUUUACAUCGUUCGGCGGGGGAAAAUAAGCUGUAGGCGGGUAAAUAACAUUUUGAGUUCAAUGGUUCUCUAUGUGAUAAACGUCAUCGGGCGUUUUUUUGCUUAAGACGGCAGGGUGAUUGGGCGGAAAUCAGUCAACCCAAUCUGGCAACACUGCCACAACCCCCAGCCCACGCAGGCUCGGCUCUGGACUGGGUCGCAGUUGGACCUGUUCUAGAUUGGGUCAGAGUCGAAGGUCAAAGGGCCGGAUCCGAACCGGAUCAGGGCCAGUACAAGCCAGAGGUGUGUUGAGAUGUUGCCGACGGCCCCGUUGCUUGCCAUAUUUGUUAACAGUUUAAAGCCAAUAAUUUGAGAAAAGUUCACUCAGAAAAAGUUACAAGAAAACACCUUUGCCAGAAACAAACACACAUUCACCUCUUUGCCAAACUUGAACGUGUCUCUGGCGUUCAACUCCACAGACCAUUGAUCUCGCUUCAUACGAUACACAACCCCAGAUCCGGAUAGGGGCUGUAUUGGCUCAGACCUGAGACCUAAAACCAGGUGUGUGUUCAGACUUGGCAAACCGAGUUGGACGUUUGUGGCCCCCCAGUCUGGCUCAAGGCUGAGUUGGUUCUAGUCUGAGUCCAGACCUAGUCCAGAACCUGCCACUAACUGGGCCCAAAUUAUGCCCCCUUUGGCUGCAUCUUCAAAGACUAUGAGUAGUUGAUUUUUCAUUUCAUUUGUUACGGAUUUCAGACUGUGGUGGUGCAACAAGAUUUUGAGGGGGGGAAAUGUAUUUUGAAAAAAAAAUGUUUUAAUGUAGAAUGCAAGCAGUCGAUGACUUUUAAAUGUUGAUUUUACUUUAGGCUUUAUAUUUUUUAAAAGUAGAUUUUUUUUUUAUUAUUCUUUUUAUUUUGCAGGGGGCCUUUUUAAGUUUUAUUUUGACGUAGAUGUACAUCUAAUCAAAUGCCAAAUAAAUUGUAUCAUAAAGAA